Messenger RNA from Vitrella brassicaformis, 413 nucleotides. The record is from the annotation of a GenBank genome assembly. NCBI's taxonomy places the organism in Eukaryota, Vitrellaceae.
GCUCGAUGUCUUCGGCAUCGCCGGCCCUGAAGACCCCAAAUACAUCACGGUACCGUGCGGCGUGAAUAGCGCACACUGGUUUGCAUCCCGUUUGCGGUUUCCCUGUUGCACGUGUGUGCAGUUGGUGAGUUUCCUCGCGAUGGACCACCACUUGAACGCCUUUGAGAAAAACACGGCGCAGCUACAAACCAACACCGACACACGGCUCAGGUACGCCACCCACACCACCCCCGCUGACGUGAUAGCCCUCAUGUGUCCAUGUGUGUGUGUGUGUGUAUGUCAGGUAUGCGCAGCAGAAGUACAAGAUGCGUCUGGAGGAGCUGGGCGAGGCUGAGAGGGUUGAGGGGCAGCUCAAGCUGGUCGAGGGAGGGGGCAGCGAUGAGGAGAAGGAGGCUCUCAGCAGACUCAUAUGA